CUAGAAUUCUAAUCAGUCUUAGUUCUCAUUCUCUUCAGAAAAAAAAAAUGGGAUCAAUAGUGGGUGAUAAGCCUCAUGUAGUUUGCAUCCCAUUUCCUGCACAAGGUCAUGUGAACCCAUUCAUGCAAUUAGCCAAGCUUCUUCACUCAAAAGGCUUUUACAUAACCUUUGUCAACACUGAGUUCAACCAGAACCGCUUGAUCCGGUCCAAAGGAUCCGAUGCCGUCAAGGAUAUGCCUCGUUUCCGGUUCGAGACGAUCCCGGACGGGGUGCCACCGUCGGACCCUAAUGCAACACAGAGUGUGACUGAGUUGCUUUAUUACACUAAGAAACACAGUGUAGUCCCACUUAGAGACCUUAUUUUGAGGCUCAAUUCCACCACUUCUCAUGAGAAAGGUGUGCCUCCUGUUAGUUGCAUAAUUUCUGAUGGAAUCAUGUGCUUUGCUAUCAAAGUGGCUAGGGAGCUGGGGCUUCCUGUGACUCAGUUCUGGACUGCUUCCACUUGUGGAUUCCUGGCUUAUCUUCAAUUUGUCGAGCUGGUCAAAAGAGACAUUUUCCCACUCAAAGAUGAGAAAAACAUAAGCAACGGGUAUCUGAAUACUCCUCUGGAGUGGAUACCAGGAAUGAAGCAGAUGAGAAUGAAGGACAUGCCAAACUUUGUCCGGAGCACGGAUAAAGAUGACAUCGCCUUUAACAGAUGGUUAGAGGAAGCACAGGACAACUUGAAAGCUGAUGGUAUUCUGUUCAAUACGUUUUAUGAGUUUGAACACCAAGUCUUGGAUGAAAUCUCUUCUUUCUAUCCUAACAUCUACUGCGUCGGCCCCCUCUUUACGCUCUGCAAAACCCUUCCCCAAGAUGAAGAAGUAACGACGAGAGGAUCGAGCCUCUGGAAGGAGAACACUGAAUGUCUAACUUGGUUAGACAAACAAAACCCUAAUUCUGUGAUCUACGUCAACUUUGGAAGCAUUGCAGUGAUGACUGCCCAGGACUUGAAGGAAUUCGCGUGGGGGCUCGCGAACAGCGGUCACCCGUUCUUGUGGAUUCUAAGAGGCGAUGUUGUGAUGGGAAAAUCAGCAAUCUUACCAGAUGGGUUUAUCGAGAAUACUAAAGAUAGAGGUUUAAUUGUUAGCUGGUGCCCUCAAGACAAAGUGCUGGCGCACGCAUCCGUGGGAGCGUUUCUGACACAUAGCGGUUGGAACUCCACGGUUGAAGGGAUAUGUGGAGGGGUGCCAAUGAUUUGUUGGCCAUUUUUCGCAGAGCAACAAGUGAAUUGUAGGUAUGCUUGCACCACUUGGGGGGUAGGGUUGGAGAUAGACAGUAAUGUUAAGAGCGAACAAGUUGAAGGGCUUGUGAGAGAAAUGAUGGAAGGCGAGGAAGGGAAGAAGAUGAGGGAGAUGGCUUUGGAGUGGAAGAAGAAAUCCGAAAUCGCGGGGGCCAAAGGAGGAUCGUCUUUCAAGGACUUUCAUCGGUUCGUCCAGGACCUUCUGCAGCUUGCGGAUAAUGGCAAGAUCGAUCGUUGAAAAAUUAAUAUUAUGGUCAGUACGAACUAAUUAAUUAAAGAUGCCUAUUAAUUAUUAGUUAAAUUUAAGUGUUACGCUUGUCCACAAACAGGAAAAAAGGGAAAAAAAAAAAAGAAAAAAAAAAGAAAGAAAGAAGGAUUAUUUAAAGGUGUUUUAUGUAUGCUCUCUACGUACUGAAUAUUAAUAAAGGCCAGUUUCUAUUAA
This is a messenger RNA of Tripterygium wilfordii, 1724 nucleotides long. RefSeq names its product 7-deoxyloganetin glucosyltransferase-like. NCBI's taxonomy places the organism in Eukaryota, Viridiplantae, Streptophyta, Magnoliopsida, Celastrales, Celastraceae. The record is from RefSeq and is a predicted model, not a curated record. The coding region runs from base 48 to 1520 and encodes 490 amino acids. Gene Ontology annotation, molecular function: UDP-glycosyltransferase activity. The transcript is spliced from 2 exons.